ACUUGUCUGGGCUGGUUCGGGCCUACGAGAAGCCAGAAGUGUUUUUGUGUGUAUGUGUGUGUGUGUGUGUUUGUAUGUAUGUGCCUGGAGACACAGCCAAGCAAGAUUUUUGCAGCUGGCAGGUCCAUUUGUUCUUGUUUUCCUGGAGCUCCGUGUGGAAGAUCUGCUGCUUGCUGGGCUUGACGCCUGGGCUUGUAGAGAGCUAGAAUUACUUCUGAAGGAAGAAAAGAAAAAAAAACUUCAGGUAAAAAGAAGCAGGCAACUCCGGAUCAACUAGAGAGCAUCAAAGAAAAAGAACCAGCAGGACGAUGAUGGCGAUGGGAACAUUUUUGUUUGUUUUGCUGCUUGCUCUGCUGAUUCUCCUCUUCCUGAGACAACUCUGGACUCAAAGACAUUUGCCUCCCGGUCCUUUGGCUCUACCUCUCAUUGGGACCUUGGGGGCUGACAGGAUUUGGUUUCAUGAAGAUUAUAUCUUUAAGCAUGUAAAGCGAUAUGGACAUCUAUCUACUUUGAAGGCUGGACCUAACCUUCUAGUAUUUCUAUCUGGAUUCAAAACUGUGAAAGAAGGAUUGAUCAGCUUCGCAGAAGAAUUUUCUGACCGACCAUAUGAUCCUUUAGUGGCUCCUUUAGGGAAAGAAAGGGGAAUUAUUUUUUCCAGUGGCCACACCUGGAAACAGCAGAGACACUUUGGCAUCACUUCUCUGCGGAAGCUGGGCCUGGGAAAGAAAAGCAUUGAGCACCAAAUAGAAGACGCUGCUCAGACAUUGGUAGAGGCCUUUAGACAAACAAAAGGACAGCCAUUUGACCCUUCAUUUCCUGUACUAAAUGCAGUUUCUAAUAUCAUAUCUGCUUUGAGUUUUGGACAUCCAUUUGCUCCUGAGGAUGAAAACUUCCAGAAGUUAAUUCAAGCCCUUAAUUUUGUUUUUAAUUUUACUGGUAGCAUUUUCCACUUGAUGUAUCGUUUUUUCCCACAAUUAAUGAACUACCUCCCAGGCCCUCACCAGAAAGCUCUGGCUUCUAGGGACUUUAUCCUUUCCUUUGCAAAGCAGGAAAUAGAGAAACACAAGGAAUUUCACGCUCUGCAUGAGCCACAGGAUUUCAUUGAUUACUAUCUUCUUCAGAUGGAGAAGAGCAGGAAUGACCCCGAUUCAACCUACAGUGAAGAGAACCUGGUUCGGUGUAUUUGGGAUUUUUUUUUUGCUGGGACAGACACGACUAUGGCUACUCUGAUGUGGGCACUGCUCCUCUUGACCAAUCAUCCUGACAUCCAAGAGAAAGUCAAGAAGGAGAUUGAAGAUGUGUUUGGCUUCUCAGGGUCAAUUUCCUAUCAGGAUCGGAAGAAGCUGCCUUACACCAAUGCUGUGAUUCAUGAAAUGCAGCGUGUAAAAUAUGUCUUGCUAAUUGGGGUUCCCAGGCAAAGUACAAAAGAUGUGAAGAUGAGGGGUUACCACAUUCCAAAGGGGAGCAUUAUUAUCCCAGACCUGCGCUCUGUUCUUCUUGACCCUGAACAAUGGGAGACACCUGAAGAAUUUAACCCAAAUCACUUUUUAGAUAAGGAUGGGAAGUUCAUUGAACGGGAAGAGUUUCUGCCAUUUGGAAUAGGUCAACGUGCAUGUGUGGGACAACAGCUGGCAAGAAUUGAGAUCUUCAUCUUUCUGACCAGCCUGUUGAGGGCCUUCCGCUUCCGGUUGCCUGAAGGAGUGAAAGAACUCAAUGAAGCUCCUGUCAUAAAAGUGACAAUAUAUCCACACCCUUACAAAUUUUGUGCUAUUCCCACAAAGGUUUAAACAUAAACAAUAUAAAAAGCAUAAAAGUAAUUUUGGAGUAGCUAUUCAAUAUAAUAAAUGUUUCCUAUAUACCUA
Messenger RNA from Crotalus tigris (Tiger rattlesnake), 1862 nucleotides. Its product is annotated as cytochrome P450 2J2-like. Gene Ontology annotation, biological process: arachidonate metabolic process; xenobiotic metabolic process. The record is from RefSeq and is a predicted model, not a curated record. The transcript has 10 exons. Gene Ontology annotation, cellular component: intracellular membrane-bounded organelle; cytoplasm. The coding region runs from base 309 to 1787 and encodes 492 amino acids. Gene Ontology annotation, molecular function: heme binding; iron ion binding; oxidoreductase activity, acting on paired donors, with incorporation or reduction of molecular oxygen, reduced flavin or flavoprotein as one donor, and incorporation of one atom of oxygen. Lineage: Eukaryota; Metazoa; Chordata; Lepidosauria; Squamata; Viperidae.